UUCUUUUUCUUCUUUCACCAAGAGCAUGGCUGACUUCAGUAAGACAUUUACAACAUCCUGAGGGGUGAUAUAAUGGUGGUAAUUGUUGCCUAUUUUUGGAAACAGGAUCUUGCUUUGUAGCCAAAGCUUGGCUCAAACUCAUGAUCUUCCUUGCCCCGGCUUCUAGAGUGCUGGUAUUACAAGCAAGCACCACCAAAAGGCUUCACCUUAUUUCUUUCAAUUAAAAACAAAUUUUAAAAGGCAAUACUUCUAUGAGACUCUUCUCUUGGGAACCUGUGGGGGCAGGAUUGUAGCAAAUGCAUUUCAGAAACCUAGUGUGCUAGACCUUGCUUACCCUGUAUCCACAGAAAACUGAACAAGCAACAAAAUUUCACAAGCUCAUGCAUGUAGCAAGCCCACUGAGCUGGACUGGAGGAGGAAUCCAGGUCAAUGGGGCAGUGGCAUUGCUCCACCUACACAUCUCUCUUCUCCCUUUCUGAGCCAGGGCCAUGCAGGAACAUGGUGGUGCAAAUACUAGUGCGUGCUCAUUCCUGAGAAGGUGAGCAAAAUCUCACAGGCAACUUUGGCUUGAGGGCUCGGCUCAGCCAGUGAACUGCACUGGAGCAGCCUGCGACCGUGUCUCCUUCCCUUCUUCCUUCACAGGUGCCAGACCUGUCUCUACUGGCCCUCGGCGCAUUCUUGCUUACUUCUCCUCCCAGGCAUUUCUGUCAAUUAAACUUGCAACAAGGGAUCGCUUUGGGAACUCAAAAAUACAUCUGCCUUGUGAAAGAGUUUCCACAGCACUUUUACACAGUGCUCUAAGGAAGGAAGACACCUUCAUGUCUUCCAGCCCUCACUCAAGUACCACAUUCCAGCACAAGCAUUUUACCUCUUAAGGUAAUGACUUCUUAGACUUUCUCAGUGAAUGAAACCCUCACAAGAGCUUGCUUCAUAGACACAGUUAGUACAUUUCUGCUUCAUGUCCGAAAUAAAACUAAGGACAUUACCAAAGGUAUGGGGGUGGGGGGUAGUUAUAUACAGUCAGAUCAUGUAUUAAAGGCAUUAUCUUAGUAGACUUGAAUGCAUGACACUGACUCAUGCUAGAAACAUCUUUAGCAUUUUUACAUCUCUAAACCUGGUGCUGUUCAUUCACAGUCCAGGUCUGGAAAGUGAUGGCACUAUCCCACAGGGAGACACUGGAGUCAAGCAAAAACAAGCCAAAGUAAAAAUCCUAUUCCAAAGUACAAAUGACCUUUUGUAUUCACAAGAGAGAUUCCAACAAGAGCUAGUGUGAGAUUCAGUCAGUUCUUAAGAGUGCCAGUAGGAGCUAGUGUGCAAAUGCCCUAUUAUUUCAGUGCCACAAACCCUCCAAUCUGUUACUAGCUGUGACUUUUAGUUAAGGAGGUAGAGAUGCUAAGGUAAAACUAGGAACCUCUGUUCCACAUUAGCAUUUGAGUCGUGUAUCAAACUGACAAUAGCAACUUGCCUUUUUCUUCUAAGAUCAAUGCAGCACUAUUUUUUUCAAUCAACAUGAUAAUAAAACACUGUUAUAAAAUAGGACAGAGAAGGAAACAAUCUAUUUUAAACUAGUUUCCCUGAAAUUCUCAAAGGAAAAAGAGGCCAAAAUACUUUCUUUUCGAAGCCCCCACCCUUUUAUUCUUGUGCUUUAUUGUUAAGCUCUUAAUGACAAAGAAACUAAGCCCACUUAGUUUAGCCACACAUCUACAAGUAAAUCACAGUCAUACUUUGAUCUUAACCAAGCAUGACUAUAACGCAAUUGAGUAGCUUUCCAAACUACCAGCAACGACACUACCUUGGUAUAGGCUGGCAUUAAAUCAGUACUUCAUAAAUCAAUCAUGCUUGCUUCUGCCCAUCUAGAUAAUCACUCCGAGGAAUCGGCAGUACAACACUGACUCUCACACGCAUUAAGAAUCAUCACUCUCCUAGCCCAACUCACUGUUCAGAUGGUUCUUCUUGAAUACAGCCCUUAUUACAACCUCACUGCUGCUUUCUACACUGAAGGAACACAAAACGUUUUAACGUCAGUAGUUCUUCUUUCUUGCAUUAUUGUAACUGGGGGCAGGGGGUCUUACAAGCCCCCAAUACCGUUACAAAGCACGGUGCUUUUUAACAGUAAAGCUUCUGGAAAACCCAAACAAAAGACACGUCACCCAGUGACGUCAGCCUAUAUACAGUUCUGUGUGGUCGCAGCACAUAAGCAAAUCCAUUCUUGUGCCGUUUCUCGGAAAAGCUUUUCAGUAAAUGCACUCAUGCUGCUCCAGGAGCUCUUCUCUGCAACAAGCAGCCCAUCUGCCAUCAACAAGUUAAGACCGCGAGAACUAACGACUACGGAACAGAAAGACUGAAGCUUUGAUGACCAGCAACAAUCAAGGAGGAAAAAAAAAUUUAAUAACUUGCAUUCAGAACUGGUUUUGGGAAUCAGAACAUCAUGGAAAAUGAAACCAAUGCUUGCUAGAGGAAUAUCCUAAGGAAAAAAAAACAACUCACCCUGGCGGAUUCAAUUUUAAUAGGAAAGCCUGGAACACAGAAAACAGGAAACUGGUCAAAGGCUCCUGUAUGUUAGAGCCUUUUACAGACUCACUGCGUUGAGUCUGAUAACCUCGACUGAAUGCAGCCUCCAAUGUGCACAGAAGAAUGGGCUUACAUUUCAAGUGGCCAUUAGGGGCCCCUAUGCUGGCAGCAGUGUAUGCAAUGAGUAUGGUUUUCAAAAUGCUGCCUGCGCUGGGCAUGGCGUGUCCCCCCAAAUGCCGCUGUGAGAAGCUGCUGUUCUACUGCGACUCUCAGGGCUUCCACUCAGUGCCAAACGCCACGGACAAGGGCUCUCUGGGCCUGUCCCUGAGGCACAAUCACAUCACAGAGCUCGAGAGAGAUCAAUUUGCCAGCUUCAGUCAACUUACCUGGCUUCACUUAGAUCACAAUCAAAUUUCAACAGUAAAAGAAGAUGCUUUCCAAGGACUAUAUAAACUUAAGGAAUUGAUCUUAAGUUCCAACAAAAUAUUUUACUUGCCAAACACAACUUUUACCCAACUAAUUAACCUGCAAAAUUUGGACCUGUCUUUUAACCAGCUGUCAUCUCUGCACCCAGAGCUCUUCUAUGGCCUUCGGAAGCUGCAGACCUUGCACUUACGUUCCAACUCCCUGCGGACUAUCCCAGUACGUCUGUUCUGGGACUGUCGUAGUCUGGAGUUUCUGGAUUUGAGCACAAAUCGUUUGCGAAGUUUGGCUCGAAAUGGAUUUGCAGGAUUAAUCAAACUGAAAGAGCUUCACCUAGAGCACAACCAGCUGACAAAGAUUAAUUUUGCUCAUUUCCUCCGGCUAAGCAGUCUGCACACGCUCUUCUUGCAAUGGAACAAAAUUAGCAACUUGACAUGUGGGAUGGAGUGGACCUGGAGCACUUUAGAAAAGCUAGAUCUGACUGGAAAUGAAAUCAAAGCCAUCGACUUGACAGUAUUUGAAACGAUGCCUAAUCUUAAAAUACUCCUCAUGGAUAACAACAAGUUAAACAGUCUUGAUUCCAAGAUCCUAAACUCCCUGAAAUCCCUCACAACUGUGGGCCUUUCGGGCAAUCUGUGGGAGUGCAGCCCCCGCAUAUGUGCUCUGGCCUCCUGGUUAGGCCGUUUCCAAGGUCGGUGGGAACAUUCCAUCCUAUGCCACAGCCCUGACCACACCCAAGGAGAGGAUAUUCUAGAUGCAGUCCAUGGAUUUCAGCUCUGCUGGAAUUUGUCAACCACGGUUACUGCCAUGGCUACAACUUAUAGAGAUCCAACUACUGAAUAUACAAAAAGAAUAAGCUCAUCAAGUUACCAUGUGGGAGACAAAGAAAUCCCAACUACUGCAGGCAUAGCAGUUACUACAGAGGAACACUUUCCUGAACCAGACAAUGCCAUCUUUACUCAGAGAGUAAUUACGGGAACAAUGGCUUUAUUGUUUUCUUUCUUUUUUAUUAUUUUUAUAGUGUUUAUCUCCAGGAAGUGCUGCCCUCCCACUUUAAGAAGAAUUAGACAGUGCUCAAUGAUUCAGAACCACAGGCAGCUCCGAUCCCAAACACGGCUCCAUAUGUCAAACAUGUCAGACCAAGGACCGUAUAAUGAGUAUGAACCCACCCACGAAGGGCCCUUCAUUAUCAUUAAUGGUUACGGACAAUGCAAGUGUCAGCAGCUGCCAUACAAAGAAUGCGAAGUAUAAGAUCUACUCGUCAUCAAAAAUCACAUCAGAUAAGUAACCUAUUUUACAUAGUAGGGGAUAAAUACAUUAUCUAAUUUUUACCAAUGGUGACAUUAAGCCAAACCAAGUGGAGACUUAGUUUUUCAAGUGUUAAAGUAUUUUUAAUUUUUUAAUGAAACCAUAUUUUAAGUGUUAAAUGAAGCAAUGCUCACAUUAAUUUGCAUUCUUGUUGGAAAGUCUAAAAUGCUUCAAAAUAAGACAUUUCAUGUAUGUAAUUAUAUAUUAUUGUGUGUAAACAUUUAUACUAAGGUCUCCAUACACUAUGUUUUUCUAUUGAAAACAGUUUGGGGAGAAGCUAUUGAACAAAAACAGAUAUGGAUCAAUACCUGUUUGAUCACUGCUCUAUACCCGAUAUAUCACAACUGGCUUUCUGCUUUAAAAGUCAGCAAAGUUCUCUUGUAUGAUAAUUUGGUUAUUUACUAUUACAUAUCUAUAAUCUGCCGGUGUGAAAAGUAGAUGUACAUGUAUGCUGAAGGCUGAUAAAUAUUAAACACUCUUCUUCCUGAGACCCCCGCCCCCCGCUAGAAGAAGAUAUCAAGGUCCAUAUCACAAGAUCAGAACCUUUCAUGUAACUCUAAUAAUCUAAAUAAUUCUUUAACAUAUUUAAACACUGAAUCCAAGUGACUGUAAAAAGGUCUCAUUACAAUGAAAUCAAUACUGAAUAAUUACAAAGACUGAUUAUAUAUCUUUAGUUUGACUUGUAAUAGACAUGUUGAUUUUUGUGGCACUUAGACUAUUUUUUAAACUAUUAAAUUGCCAUUUUACUGAUUAACUUACUAAGUCCUUUAUUUACAUUUGGAAAGGGUUAGAAAUUAUUUGAGAGAGGAGAUAAACUGAGUCAAUUAAACAAUCCUAACAGGUUCAAUCCAGUUUAAAAAAUAUCCCUUUAAAAAGUAUCUAUCAUCUCCCACUCUUGUCAUGUUUAAAUAAGCCUUGACAAAGAGGUUUAAGCUUCUAUCUUUAAAUCUUUAAGCAUCAAAGAGACAAAUUAAAAAUAAUUGGCUAGCAAAAGGCAUGACACCGAUUCUUGUUCUAUUAUAAAGGAACCAUAAAAAUUACUUUGUAAAUCUUAUAUACUGAAUUUUUCCCUUUCAAUAAAAAUACGCAUUCAGAUUGUGUGAUUCCUUUUGAGGCAGGACCAACAUAUUACUGAGGUGACUUAUGGUGCAACACUUGACAUGCCUAUACUGCCACACAGCAGUAACUGGAAGGUAGCACAGAGAUGAAGGAUGAAGAGCAAAGAACAACUCUGAAACCUGAUUCUCAGGUUAGCUGAACUUUCUGGGCAGCUAAGAGAAAUUCCAUAUAAUCUACACCAAACAAGCAAGAUCCAAGGAUCUGCCCUGGAAACAGAACAGAGGGAGCCUUUCUAGCGUAACUAUAAAUAUUGCAUAAUAAUACAAUGAUGCCACAUUUUUCAUGCAGGAAAGAGACAUGAGUGUUCAAUUUCUUCUAUUAUGAUUUCUAUGGAAAAACUAUGACAUAUUUGGGAUUUAGAUACAGGUUAUCAAAUUCACACAGAUUUCCCCUACACACACACACAUGUGGUAAAACUGGAAGUAGGGCAUUAAUUUGAUUUUGGAAAACCGAGCAUUUUUACAACUGUCACUGUGUGUGAAAAAAGGCAUAAAUCCUUGAGAAAAUCACUACC
Perognathus longimembris pacificus (Pacific pocket mouse) is the source of this 5875-nucleotide messenger RNA. It is a transcript of the gene Lrrtm2, whose product is annotated as leucine rich repeat transmembrane neuronal 2. Gene Ontology annotation, cellular component: extracellular matrix. Gene Ontology annotation, molecular function: protein binding. NCBI's taxonomy places the organism in Eukaryota, Metazoa, Chordata, Mammalia, Rodentia, Heteromyidae. The record is from RefSeq and is a predicted model, not a curated record. The coding region runs from base 2635 to 4185 and encodes 516 amino acids. The transcript is spliced from 2 exons.